AGAGAGCUCUCAAAAAAAAAAGCACAGUCAUGGCUCGAUUAACGUUGGUAUUCUCCAUCAUCCUUAUGCUAUGCUGCAUUGCCGCAGCAUCAACUUUCGACGGCUCCAACCCUAUUCAGAUGGUAUCCGACGGUCUCCGUGGCUUCGAGUCCUCUAUUCUUAGUGUCAUCGGUCAUACUCGUCAUGUUAUCUCCUUCGCGCGCUUUGCUUACAAGCAUGGGAGGAAGUACGAGAGCGUGGAGGAGAUGAAGCUUCGGUUUCAGAUUUUCAAAGAGAAUUUGGAUUUAAUCCGAUCCACUAACUAAAAGGGAUUGUCUUAUACUCUUGGU
Molecule: messenger RNA, 329 nt
Organism: Hibiscus syriacus
Lineage: Eukaryota; Viridiplantae; Streptophyta; Magnoliopsida; Malvales; Malvaceae
Product: thiol protease aleurain-like
Exons: 3
Coding region: 30-305 (91 amino acids)
Source: RefSeq, a predicted model, not a curated record